Molecule: messenger RNA, 2985 nt
Organism: Plasmopara halstedii
Lineage: Eukaryota; Oomycota; Peronosporomycetes; Peronosporales; Peronosporaceae
Exons: 1
Coding region: 1-2985 (994 amino acids)
Biological process (GO): phosphatidylinositol dephosphorylation
Molecular function (GO): phosphatase activity
Source: RefSeq, a predicted model, not a curated record
AUGGCCGAGAUACCGUCACAGCGCUUCAACAGUCCGAGUACUAGCAUGGUUGAUCACCAGCCAGACAUUCCGUUAACUUCUACUACGGCUCGAGGUCCGCGUGUCCGCGUGACUCGUGCGUUUACUCAGAUUGAGGAGCCGUCAUCGCUCCAGGAGCUUCUUGUGCCCAAUAAAAUGCAUAAUCAGCGACGACUUGUGUCGCCGACACAUAGCCGUGCGUCAGACACCACGUCAACGUCCAAGCCACCAACGUCACCACCGUCUUCGUCAUAUGCGUCGCCUGCGCUCCGAAAGCAACGUACACGAAGCUCUGAUGGCAGUAGUGUCAUGAGUAGUCCACGUCCGACUGCACACAGACGUACAGGACUUCCACCACGCAACAGUAGCACUGAGGCAUCUGAAAGACGAUGCAAUGGUAGCAAUGGACGCCUUGAAGACACUGUGAGUCGUAACGCUAGUAUUAACCAAAUGCAAGAUGUGGAGCACCAGCGUAACUCAACAGAGUGGGCUGAAACAGCUGCAAGAUUGAGUCGACGUGUUCAAGAGCUCGAACUUGAAAAUUAUAGGCUGAAGAAUGGUAAAGAACCACCACAAACAGUACCAGGGGGUGACUUGCGCAGUAAAUUAACCAAGACGAACGUCGAGAACGACGUAUUAAAACCUAUCCGCCAUCGUGGGAAUUUAAGUAAGUCACAAAGCUGUGCCAAUGGAUUUGGGUUUACGGGUUUUACGGGACUUACAGUAGCGGAAGCUGCCGCUGCAUCGCAUCGGACGCGUACAAGACGCUUGGCGUCCGUUGCUAGUGUCACCGAAGCGGCAGGAAAGCUGCGCUCGGGCUACUGGAAUGGAGCAAAUAACGUCAAGAGCAGUUUUAGCUGCAAUAAUUUAUCGGAUCUUGAGCAUCCUGAGUUUGUGCUUGAGAAAAUGCGCACGUACCCAUUUGUGGCGCCCACCACGGCCAACGGUAGGGACAAGAUCGGAACAUCCUUGUCAACUGUUACUGCAACUCCAAGUACGCAUGAGACCUCUCGCAAGAGCGAUUCAAGCUCCGAGACGGAAGAGGAGUCAGCGAGUAUGCGGUCAAAGCAUUUUGCAUUGACGAAAGCACAGCAAUUAUCUGCUACAAUAGCUCAGCACUCUCCGUCUUCGGCCGGUUUAAGCCUUGAUGAAAGCUCGGAUGAAGUGGAGAAUCGGAUAACAUCACCGCGCUCGUACUUCGAAGUAGGACUACGGACCGGUAGUAUCUCAUCAGGACCAACAAGUAUAAUGACAGCAAAACGAUCAAGUAUGUGGGACGUGCGUCUGUGGGUAGGCACGUGGAAUAUGGGCGCAGCUGACCCGUUUGAUGAUGGAAAAGGGAUUAUCGAUGAACAACGCUCAGCAACUAUGUUGCAGAAUUUUUUACCACAUGGAUACCAAUUGUAUGUGCUUGGGAUCCAAGAAGGCGUUUCAGAAAAUGUCUACCACGCCGUGGAGGCGUAUCUAAAUCGCAAUGAGCAAGGUGCACGCUAUUAUCGCAUGGAGAUGAAAAAUAGCAGUUUUAUGGUCAACCAUAAAAACUAUCCUCCUGAUGCCGUGAUUGAUGCUGUUCACGGUCGUGGGGACGGAGCUUUUGUUGGUACAAAGUUUACAGGCAUGGCUGUAUUUUACUGUGCAGAUAUUCAAGAUAAGGUGAAAUUGAUACGGGCAGGGGCACACAAGUUUAAACUUACAAGUGGAUCAAAAGGUGGUGUCGCGGUAGCUUUAAUGAUCAAUCACACAACGAUCGUGUUUGUAAAUUGCCACUUAGAUGCACGAAAUGAUAACUACCGCCGUGAGCAGAUUCGAAAUCUGAAUGCUAGUCUGGGUCGAGUGAUGGGCCACUACAGUUUUGACCUGACGGAACAAUUUCAUCAUGUUGUAUGGAUGGGUGACAUGAAUUACCGCAUUGUGUUACUCGAUCCUCAGAUGGUGCUCCACAUGCUUGAAGAGGGUCGCAAUCUUGAGCUUCACGAUAAAUUUGACGGCUUGUUGAAUGACCGACGAAAUGGCGGUGUCUUUGAAGGAUUUACCGAACCACAUAAAUUUCCCGACUUCUAUCCAACGUACAAAAAGUUUCCAAAGCGUGGACCUGUGAAUGAGAAGCUACCGUUAUGGCCGUCUCUGGUCUGGCGUGUGCUGUACAAGGAGCCGUUUUACAAGGGAGGAAAGGUGAAAAAGCGUGUACCUGGGUGGUGUGACCGUAUCUUAAUCCACUCACUUCUCGUCAGUGACUCAAAACUAGUUCCUGAAAAGGUUCCCGAUCCGACGUCUCGAAAAAAUGCGCAAUUGCGGUAUAUUGACAAUUAUAGAUCCGUUAACCAUGGUGAUGGUAUGGACGUAAGUGACCACAGUCCCGUGUAUGGCACUUUUGUGCUCAGUUUUCCACAUCAGGAGAACGAUGUGUUGGGAUUAGGAUCUCCGCGGAGAUUAUUGCAUCGCAGUUCACGUUCUUUUUCGACAGCCAGUAAAUUUAGUAAUAUAGACAGAUACUCGAGCGCAGUGAACGGUAGCUAUUUUGAUCAAGCUCGUGUUGUUCGGCAGAUGAAAGCGCAGCAACGUCCUGUCUCAACAGUUUUACGAGUUUUCAAUAUGUUUUUGGUUUGGGGCGAUUCCAGUACAGUCGUUCCAAAGAAGACGCGUAUUGUCGCGCCUUUAGUUGGAGAAGAUUCGAAACAAUGUGACGUUAUUGGUGAGCGCUGUCAAGGUUCCAAUGGACUGAAUCUAUCGCUUAACGCAGUUCUUCAACACGCACGGCCGCUUGAGCAGCUUCAUAUGUUGGUAUGGGUUAAAAAUGAGGCAGUUAAUGGGCACUGUACGCUCUCGCUCAAACGUGUGGCCCGUCAGCAAGAAGGUGGCGAAGUCAAGUAUCGUGUUCCACUAUACAACGACUCUAUGAGGGUGCACCUUGAUGGACACCCAUUAUUAGUAGUUUUUUCUGUGCGAAGCAAGACAUUUGCCAAGUAA